This is a messenger RNA of Nestor notabilis (Kea), 3888 nucleotides long. RefSeq names its product BCL6 corepressor-like 1 (gene BCORL1). Gene Ontology annotation, biological process: negative regulation of transcription by RNA polymerase II. Lineage: Eukaryota; Metazoa; Chordata; Aves; Psittaciformes; Psittacidae. Gene Ontology annotation, molecular function: transcription corepressor activity; protein binding. The coding region runs from base 1 to 3888 and encodes 1295 amino acids. The transcript has 15 exons. The record is from RefSeq and is a predicted model, not a curated record. Gene Ontology annotation, cellular component: nucleus.
AUGGAGAAAGUCUUGUCCAGCCCGCAGGAGCCGCGGGUGGAGCUCACGGCAGUCAGCGCUGGUGGCAGCAGUGCCCAGCGGCUGGACGCUGAUGGCAAGGUGGAGGAAAAGCUUGGGCCCAAACUGGAAGAGCAGCCACCUGAUCCCAACCCGAACCCAGAGGGCGUGGGAAAGACUGUAAAAGACGAUGCCCUGGGCCCUCUGGCUGGGGCAGUUCUGAGCCCGAGCCAGUCACUGGUGUACAUCCCACCGCCCAGCUGCGGGCAGCCGCUCAGCGUGGCCACGCUUCCAGCCACCUUGGGGGUCUCCUCCACACUCACCCUCCCUGUCCUGCCUUCCUACCUACACGAUCGCUGCCUGCCGGGCAUUAUCGCUUCCCCAGAGCUGCGCUCCUACCCCUGCACCUUCUCCGUCACCAGACCCUUGGCUUCAGACGCCAAAGUGGUGUCUGUGGAGUCACUCUCUCCUCUGAAGUCCCCUCCGCAGCUGGAGCGUGAGAUGGUCUCGUCUCCGGAGUGCAGCGAGAUGCCUCUCGAUCUCUCCUCCAAGUCCAAUCGUCAGAAGCUGCCUCCGCCCAGCCAACGCAAAACUCCUCCUAUGCCCAUCCUCACACCCGUGCACACCAGCGGCAAAGCCCUUCUCACCACGGUCCUGUCCAAGUCCCAGCGUGCGGCCCAGACCACGGGCAGCAGCGUCACCUCGUGUCUUGGCACCACCCCUCCCUUAGUCAUCUUCCCCGAGUUCUUGCGCAAUGGUGAGCAGGGCUCCUGGGUGAAGAACACCGCGCUCAUCAGCGCCAUUCCAGGCACCUACGUCGGCGUCGCCAACCCAGUGCCUGCCUCGCUGCUGCUCAGCAAAGACCCUGCUGUGAGCUUCAGCAGGGACCCGCGCCACCUUCCCAAGCAGGAGCCUAUUUCCAUCAUCGAUCAGGGAGAACCUCGCAGCGCUGGGGUUCCCUGUGGAAAGAAAGCCAACCAGACCAGUGCAGAAGGACAGCAGGAUCCUGCCAGGAGACCUCUUCAUGGCAGAGUUACUGCAGGAGCUCCUUUGUGUCAGUCCAAGGACAUCUCCACCUGGAAUCCUGGCCAGGGAAGUGUGUACCCACGAUGCCCUGUGAACGGAAAACCUUCCAAUCCUCAGCUUCUGCCCCUUGGCUGGUCUCCUUAUCAUCAAACCCCCCUGCUUUCGAUUGGCAUCUCCACAGCAGGGCAGCUGCCCCCAGGCCAGAAUAGCUCCUGCAAACCAGCGGGGGCAGGGGAGCUCCUGACAUUCCCGAGCGUGCAGCCCGCUUUUUUUGCCCAGAGCCUGCCGGGGGGGCUGCCCAGGCUUCCACCUCAGGAACGGGAAGCUGCAGCCAAGAGCAAGAGCUGCCGGGCCUUGCCCAAACUCUAUGAGCAGCCGGUCAACCCAGUCCUGUUGGAUGCAGGUCCAUCUCCUCAGUCCAGUGCUUUGGAUGUGAAAGGGGAGAAGGGGAAGCUGGACAACCCUCAGAAGAGUCAGGAGUGUGAUCCACCAAAGCCUGACUCCAGUAAGGAGGGCAAUGUAGAGAACGUACAGACUGAGGCUCCUCCCCAGGGGAGCUGUAGCCUCAAGCAGUUGGAUGCAAAGCCUAAAGCCCAAGUGUUGGCAGCAUAUUUGUCGCACGAUGUGCCGGCGGCAGGGCAGCAGAGCCUGCGAGUGAGUUCAGAGGUGCCUCCUGCACCGGGGGGGCGCCAGCGCAAGGAGCAUUUUUCCCUGGAGGCCCCUGCCGCAGAGCCCCUCCAGUGCGUGCAUCAGGUGGAUCUGUGCAGGGUCAAGAAGGAGCACGUGGAGUGUGACCUGUCAUUCACUCCUGUGACUUGCCUCCGAGCUGGGACUGCUCCCCAGGCCUUUGCCGAGGUCAAGCUCAAAGGAGCAGGACAGAUCAAGCAAGAGGGCAGCGUGCGCUGCAAGUCCAAGCGGCAGCAUGACGGGGACACCAGGCAGGCCCACAAGAGAGUGAAGUGCCAAGGCCAGGAGAGCAAGGAUUCUCCUGGGAAGUCGGGGAGCCGGAGCGUGCAUGGCCGGAAGGUGUGCGAAUUGGCCGGGGCUGCUGGGUUAUGGCAGAGGCUGGCGAAGACGGAGCUGCCAUCGCCGGUGCAGCGCGGGGACAGCCGCGAGGAAGGUUACCUUGAGAAGAAACCCAAGAACAACUUUCGGGAUUUCAUUCCGGUGGUGCUGAGCAGCCGGACACGCAGCCAGUCGGGAAGCAUUGCUGGCUCUUCUGCUGGUGUGACGGGAGAAUGUGAUGUAACUGGUCAGGAGAUUCUACCGUUGCUGGAGGAGGAUCAGGAAGAAGAAGAGGAGGAGGAGGAAGAGGAGGAGGAAGAAGAGGAGGAGGAGACAUCUUUGAAACGCCGCAAGCUGCGAAAAUCCCACAGGACAUCCCACUACCACAGCCACAGGGCCAGGGACAGGUCUGUGUCCGGGAGGAGCAGCUGUUACACAAGGAGGACCCGGGACCUGCCAUGGAGAGUGGAAUCACCCAGGCAGCUGUGGGAGCCCAACGAGGAGGAGGAGGAUGACGAUGACAGCCACGUCAAAAGGAAGAAAAGGAGACGACAGAAAAGUCAGAAGUACCAGACAGGGGAAUAUUUGACGGAGCGAGAGGAGGAGCGAGUGGGCUACCCCCACAGGAGGCGGAAAUCCAAAGCAGAGUUUAGGCACCGGAAGCAGAAGGAGUCUGUGAAGGGUAAAGGCACAGAGCUACGGCUGAGGAGCAGGCUUUCCCCAUCACCCCGAAAAUCUCAAGGACGCCCAGACUUUCGGAAUGGCUUCUUCCUGGAGCACUCUGACAGCUCUCCUGCCCAAGAAGAACUGGAGAAGCCAUCAGGAAAACGCAAAUGUAAAACCAAACACCUGGCAGGGAUCUGUGAUGAGGGAAAGGGGAAAGGCUGCUGGAAUCAGCCCAAAAUGCACUCUCUGAAGAAGUCCCAGGACUUGUGGACGCUUCACAAGUCCCAUCGGGUCAGCCCAGGGAGUUCCCCCGAACUGCCCCCAGCCCAGAACAUUCCUCCUGGAGCUCGGCGGCUGAUUGUGAACAAAAAUGCAGGGGAGACCCUUCUGCAGCGAGCAGCUCGCCUGGGCUACAAGGAUGUGGUGCUGUAUUGCCUGCAGAAGAAGAGCAGUGACGUGAACCAUCGUGACAACGCUGGCUACACAGCGCUGCACGAAGCCUGUGCACGAGGCUGGAUCGACAUCCUCCACAUCCUGCUCGAGCACGGCGCCAACGUGAACUGCAGCGCGCAGGACGGCACUAGGCCUGUCCAUGACGCAGUAGCAAAUGACAACCUGGAAACCAUGUGGCUUCUACUCUCCUAUGGUGCUGAUCCCACUCUGGCCACUUACUCUGGGCAGACAGCUGUGAAGCUUGCCACCAGCGAGGUGAUGAAGCGCUUCCUCUGCGAUUAUCUUUCGGAUCUCCAGGGGCGCACGGAUGGGGAUCCUCGAACAGCGUGGGACUUCUACAGCAGCUCUGUCCUAGAGGGGAAGGAUAGCAUUGGAUGUGAUCUUCUGCUCAACCCUCCGGGAAGUUCAGACCAGGAGGAAGAGGAUCAAGAUGCAGACAACUUCCUCUUUGAGUUCUCAGACAAGCCACUGCUUCCCAGCUAUAACCUCCAAGUAUCAGUCUCUCGGGGGCCCUGCAACUGGUUCCUCUUCUCUGACGUGCUCAAGCGGCUGAAGCUAUCCUCCCGCAUAUUCCAGGCCCGCUUCCCGCACUUUGAGAUCGCCACCCUGCCCAAGGCCGAGUUCCAGCGGCAGGGGCCUCUCCCCCCCGGCUCUGCAGAGACAGUCGAGCUGGUGCACUACGAGCCCGAGCUACUGCAGCUCCUGGGUUCGGUGGUGGAGUACCAAGCCUGGAGCAGCUGA